This is a messenger RNA of Penicillium cinerascens, 1413 nucleotides long. RefSeq names its product catalase easC (gene fgaCat). Lineage: Eukaryota; Fungi; Ascomycota; Eurotiomycetes; Eurotiales; Aspergillaceae. The record is from RefSeq and is a predicted model, not a curated record. Gene Ontology annotation, biological process: hydrogen peroxide catabolic process; response to hydrogen peroxide. The transcript has 2 exons. Gene Ontology annotation, cellular component: mitochondrion; cytoplasm; peroxisome. Bases 1 to 1413 code for a protein of 470 amino acids. Gene Ontology annotation, molecular function: catalase activity; heme binding.
AUGCUUUCUCACUUCAACCGCGAGCGGAUCCCUGAAAGGGUUGUUCAUGCAAAAGGGGCUGGUGCCUACGGGGAGUUUGAGGUGACAGACGACAUAUCUGAUAUCUGCAGUAUCGACAUGCUUCUUGGAGUGGGCAAAAAGACGCAGUGUGUGACACGUUUCUCUACCACCGGAGGCGAACGAGGCACCGCGGAUGCCGUUCGUGAUCCCCGAGGCAUGGCUACCAAGUUUUUCACCAACCAAGGUAACUGGGACUGGGUGUACCUUAAUGUCCCGUUCUUUUUCAUCCGAGACCCGAUCAAGUUCCCUGGGUUGAUGCAUGCCCAAAAAAGAGAUCCCCAAACAAACAUGCCCAAUCCCAAUAUGUUCUGGGACUGGGUGACCAGGAACCAUGAGUCUCUACACAUGAUAAUGUGGCUCUACAGCGAGUAUGGAACGUUCAACACCUAUCGCAACAUGAACAGUUACAUGGGCCAUGCGCAUAAAUGGGUAAUGCCUGAUGGGUCAUACCGAUACGUGCACAUGUAUCUUCAGGCUGAUGCUGGUUACGAGUUUGCAACACAUUCACAAAUGCAAAACACCAGCGGCAUUGACCCGGAUCAUGCCACGAGAGAUCUGUUCCAUGCAAUCAAGACCGGAAAUUACCCAACUUGGACGGCUUAUGUCCAAGUAAUAGAGCCCGAAGAUGUCCCCAAGUUUGGGUACAACAUUCUGGAUCUCACGAAACACUGGGAUAUGGGUACGUAUCCUAAGGACUUAGGAACAGUUCCUGCGCGGCCCUUUGGGAAGCUUACCCUCAACCGCAAUCCGGAAAAUUUCUUUGCAGAGGUGGAGCAACUGGCGUUCUCCCCGUCUCAUUUAGUUCCUGGUAUUGCUCCCUCUGAGGAUCCCAUACUCCAAGCACGUAUGUUUGCAUACCCAGACGCUCAGCGACAUCGCCUCGGCGUCAACUAUCAACAGAUUCCGGUAAAUCGGCCCCUGUGCCCUUUCAACCCUCUACUGCGGGAUGGCCUGGCUGUCGUCGACGGUAAUUACGGAGCACGAGCAGGGUAUAUCUCCAGUGACAACGCAAUGUCCUUUCGAGAUGCUCUACCAGCUGAACCUAAGCGGGAUGAUCGCCUCGACUCGGUUAUUAACCAAUCAUUCUCUGCUAUCGAUGAACUGGAUUACAAGUUCCCCCGGACAUUCUGGACGCAUUUGGAGGAGCCUGAGUAUGAGGGCUGGCAGGAGAAGAUGAUCUUCAACCUGGCAAAUUCCCUCUCCCAGACAGACAACAUAAUCAGAAAAAGAGUGUAUAAGGUAUUUGAGCUUGUGCAUUCUGACCUGUCGAAAAGAGUCCGGGAUACAACAGAGGCUAUGGUCACCAAAGCCAAUAUGGUCCCCCGGGGGACUAACGGGUCCUUGAGGUUAUGA